AUGGCUACCUCCGACGAGGCUGUAAAGAAGAAGGUGCAAUUCUACUGUAGUAUGAAAUUGCUAACUCUCUACGAAGGAACUGUCCGAGGGAAAGGGGAUGAGGAAUUGAUUAAAGCUUGGGCUAAGACUGUUAGAUUGCACCCCGACUUUAGCGAGACCGAUUUUGGGACUUGGGAAGGUCACUGUGGCAAUCUCUGGGGCCUCCAGUACAAGCUUCAGUAUGAGGAUCUCUCUGUUAACUUUAGUCUCAUCGCUUUCCUACGAACUAUAACCUACGGAAUAAGGGAUGUUGUGGCUGUUAUACCUUUUAGCCUUGACCUCGAAACCUAUGUCCUCCGAGCUAAUGAAUGGGGGAAAGAGACCUUCUCGACCAAGCUCCUAAAAAAAGGCGUUCUGGUUACGAAGAACCGUCCUAUGAUGCAGGGAGGGAUCCCAAUGGAGAGACUAGUCUUCAACGACCUGAAUGACAAGCUGCUCGGCGCCGUUAAGUUAAAGCCCCCGCCCCAGCUAAAGAAGAAGGGGAAAGCCGCUAAGAAGAAGGAGACUGUGGACCAGGACUUGGAUCUGGAGCGCGUCAGAAGCUUCAUUGGAUUAGACUACCAAAAGGUCAACUUCACUAUGGCCGACAACCUCAUCAAGAUGUUUAAGGAGAGAGGAUUUGAGGUUUAG
Messenger RNA from Ilyonectria robusta, 669 nucleotides. RefSeq lists its product as uncharacterized. The record is from RefSeq and is a predicted model, not a curated record. The transcript has 5 exons. NCBI's taxonomy places the organism in Eukaryota, Fungi, Ascomycota, Sordariomycetes, Hypocreales, Nectriaceae. Bases 1 to 669 code for a protein of 222 amino acids.